UGCGGCAAGUGUCCGAUAGUCAAAGCAGCAUGGCGACUGCAGCAUCAGGUAGCAGUGAUGAAGCUUUACAUGAAAGUGAAGAUGCUGGAUGUUCUCAGUCAACCUCGAGUUCAUCUCAGGAACAAAAUACUGAUCAUAAACCAGUUUGUCUCAUAGUUCUUGGUAUGGCGGGUUCAGGUAAAACGACGUUUGUGCAGAGGCUCACAGGAUAUCUACACACUAAGAAAUCUCCUCCAUAUGUCAUAAAUCUUGAUCCUGCAGUACACGAAGUUCCAUUUCCAGCAAAUAUUGAUAUCAGAGACACCGUCAACUACAAGGAAGUUAUGAAACAAUAUGGUUUAGGUCCAAAUGGAGGAAUUGUUACAUCUUUAAACUUAUUUGCCACAAGAUUUGAUCAGGUCAUGAAGUUUAUUGAGAAAAAGCAGAAUUGUCAUGAGUAUGUUUUGAUUGACACCCCUGGACAGAUAGAAGUGUUUACCUGGUCGGCAUCUGGAACCAUCAUAACUGAAGCUCUGGCAUCUUCCUUUCCAUGUGUGGUGAUCUAUGUGAUGGACACAUCUCGAAGUGUUAACCCGGUCACCUUCAUGUCAAAUAUGCUGUAUGCUUGCAGCAUUCUAUACAAGACCAAACUGCCUUUCAUAGUUGCCAUGAAUAAGACUGACAUCAUUGACCACAGUUUUGCUGUGGAGUGGAUGCAGGACUUCGAGGUGUUUCAGGACGCUUUGAACCAGGAGACGUCCUACGUCAGUAACCUCACCCGCUCGAUGAGUCUCGUCCUGGAUGAGUUCUACACCAACCUGCGUGUUGUUGGGGUGUCAGCGGUCACAGGUUCUGGACUCGAUGAACUGUUUGUACAAGUGGCAGAUGCUGCUAAAGAAUAUGAAACCGAGUAUCGUCCAGAAUAUGAACGCCUGCACAGAGAGCUAGCUGAAGCUCAGACCCAGAAACAAGAGGAACAGUUGGAACGCCUUCGGAAAGACAUGGGAGCAGUUUCUAUGGAAACCACAGCUCCAAGCGAUGCUACAGAUCUUGGUGGGCCCAGUGACCUCAUUUUUAAUCGUGGAAAUCCAGAUGAAGAGGAAGAAGAUGACAGUGACACUGAUGAUAUCGAUCACACAGUCACAGAGGAAAGUAAAGAAGCUACUUCAUUUGGGAAGUUCCUAAAGGAGAGAAGAGAGAUUGUGCAGGUACGCAACCGGAAGUCUGAAGGCUGAAUACAUUUAUGUAUCCGAGACGUCCCAUCACGUUUGAGCUGAACUUUGAACUUUGACCUCUCCACUGUGCCAACACUGGGAAAGCUCCGGAAAAAAGUCAAUUUAAACAGUUCAAAUCUGUUUGUAUGCUACACUUGUAGCAACCUGCAUGUCUACAUUUUACCGCAUAGGUAGUCUGCACUUAGACAUUCCUCGGGAUGUAAUUUGGUUCUGUUGCUUUAUGCACAAAUAAGAUCAAAUUCAGAUUAGGAACUGCAUUAGUGCAAAAAUCUGCGCUUUUAAAUGCAAACCUCUUUAUGUCAGCCAAUCACUUUUGUUUUUCUUAGAAUAUUUUAUUUAUCUACAUUGAUGUGUCUGUUUAAAAUCUUAGUGUUCAUAAAAACCUGCAACCUAAGCCAAAUGUACGCAAAUACUUUCCUGGAAAUGUGCUCGAUGGACCUAUUAAGUUCGGAAUGUUAUAAGGUUUUUGCAAAGGGAAGUAAAAUAUUUUUAUAUAUUAUAUAAGAUAAAGUUUCCCACACAAGGUUGUGCUUUUAAGUGUUUUUUCUUUACCUAAUGUAUGCAGUCGUGUGUGGAGAUGGUCUGUGGGCACUUGUGGUAUUGCAGCCAUAUGGCCGAGUCAUCCGGUGGGUGUAGUGGGACUGGGAAAUCAGAUUUACCGCCUUCAGUCGCUCUGUUUCAUGAAUUAAGGUUGUUGUAAACCUUUACAUGUGUGAAAUACCACUCGAUAAGAUCUUCAUCUUACAGUCUUUUGAAUGCGAAUGUUUGUGGUAUGAUUUUCUGAACACGUAUAAUGAUUUUGGUCUCAUUU
Paramisgurnus dabryanus is the source of this 2025-nucleotide messenger RNA. It is a transcript of the gene gpn1, whose product is annotated as GPN-loop GTPase 1. The record is from RefSeq and is a predicted model, not a curated record. Gene Ontology annotation, molecular function: GTPase activity; ATP hydrolysis activity. Lineage: Eukaryota; Metazoa; Chordata; Actinopteri; Cypriniformes; Cobitidae.